GUGCCCUCUCCCCGCGGGGUGGGACCUGCACCCCAUCCGCUCCGGUGACCAUCCCCUCCCCCUCCCUCCGCGGGACCAGCCGUCCCCGCCUUAGGGACGGAGGCGCACCCCCCGAGGGCUGGUGGGCUGACUCCCCCAGGACGGAACUUGUCACUUACACCUAACGUGCCGACUGUUAGGGAAUUUCCCGGGAAAGUGACAGAGAAGAGGCUGAGGCCUGCUCCUUCGCAUCUGCCCUGUUAGCGCUGGCCACACCCCCGUGCCGGGCUCGAACCCGGCCGGAAGCGGGCCCCCGCCGCCAGGGCUGGUGGCUGCUGCCCGUGCACCGCGUUAAAGUGCAGCGAUCGCCCCGUCGGGGACGCCCGCCGUCCUCCCCGGGAGCCGGCCUUGGCGGACUGCGCCCGGGGCCGGGCUGGGACCCCGCGAGCCGCCCCACUGCUUCCCUCCGGGCGGCGGCGGCCGCGGGGGUUUGGGGACCAAUAUUCCGGUUGUACAGGGCGGCGGGGCGGAACCUUUCUCCCCCGCCUGCUGUCGCUUCCCCCCGGGCCCAGGUGUCGCCGGACCGGGAGUGGAGGCUUCAUUACAAACAUGGCUCCUGCGGGCCCUGAGCCUGGGGAGCGGUCCUCCGGGCUGGAGGCUCCGGGACUCGCCGAAGACCGGCUCUUCCUGGUUAAAGGUGGACUUUUCCUAGGUACUGUGGCUGCUGCGGGAAUGCUAGCUGGAUUCGUUACAACGUUAUCUUUGGCUAAAAAGAGAAGCCCUGAGUGGUUCAAUAAGGGAAGCACGGCCACCGCGGCGCUGCCGGAGAGCGGGUCUUCCCUGGCCUUGCGAGCCCUGGGCUGGGGCUCUCUGUGUGCAUGGUGCGGGGUUGGCGUGAUCAGCUUCGCAGUCUGGAAAGCUUUAGGAGUUCACAGCUGCUUCCAAAGAUCCGACCAGCCCCUGCCCCCAGGAAGCAAGCUCCAAUUUCUUAUUCCGAUUACCGACGUCAGCAGACCAGCCUUGCUUCCUCCUCCUAAUGGAACUUACUGGAAGGCCCAGACACAGUCAUCAUGAUCUCGCAGAGAUAGUUCCAGCUGUCAAGCUCUCGGCCUUCAAACAGCAUGAAAGACUUUCGAAGUAAAAUGCAAUCAAUAUUUCCAGCAAUUCCCAGGAACUCCCAACCCGCUGUCGAGUGGGAGGAAGCAUUGAAAUCCAAAUGAGAUGAGCAUGGCGGGGAAUUCCCAAACGGCUGUUACAGAGAGUGGCUUCGGAGACGCCCGGCAGCCAAGGGACUCACGGAUUUCUCCUCGGGAAGACGCGCCCAGCGUGGUCUGCCCGCGGGUGGACACGGCCGGUGUGUUCACACUGUCCCUCGCUUUGCUGUAAACUUCACGUGGCGAGCCUGCGCAUCUGUGUCGUUUUGGGGGGAGGGGGGGGCGUGGAGGAUAAAUUUUUCCCAAAGUCAGGAAGACCGUUUAAAAUGAUGAUACGAUAACUUCUCUGUGUGGAGGAGAUCCCCGGGGCGUACUUCUGUGUGUGACUGUAACAGCUGAAGCCAAGUUCUGUACCUGAAAAAAGUUUCUAACAGCCUCUGAUGGAAAAUGCUGAUAACAGGUCCCAACUGCAGCAGCACCUCGGUGUGCCUUAUUGAAAGAGUUUCAGCAGGUCUUGCCUGUCAGUCGUGGCUGUUGGGACUUGGGACACUCGCUCCUGCCGCAGACUCUGCAGUGACGGCCGGGAGGACAGAGCCUGGGCAGCUGGGCGCUGCCCUCGGAGCCAGUCUGACCCGCACGUGCUCCUUAUGAACCUAUAGCCCCACCUGCAGCCUGUAAAUGCUCCCAUUGGGCAAGAGCCAGUGACAGAUUACAAUGACUCGGAAAGGUACAGCUGUGCUCAAAUAAGGGCAAGGACAUCAUGGGCCUUAGACAUAGUAUUUUGAGAAAUUGGUCCCGGGUCCCUAAACAUUAACUGACAGUUUGUAGUUUUGUCUCAGUUGUUAAUGUAAAAAUUGCCCAAUUAUCGCCUACCUAAACAAGUAUUUUUAACCAGAAAAUUAUCUGAGUGUUAAGUCUCAGUAUUAAUUAUUUAGUACUGCCUUGCUGAUGACACUGGCAAAGUCUUAUAUACACACCCAACCCUUUUCUGUCCUCCAUGAGCUCUUACAGAAAACAGAAUAAUGUCUAAUUGCAAUUAUUUUUUACUGGAGAUUUAAAAAUUUUAAAGAAAAAGGAUAUGUCAAUAUGUCCGGAAAAAUAACCUCUGGUUGAAUAUCAAUUGUCCAAUUUCUUUAUCAUUGUUUAGGCCCUAAUUAGCAAUCAGGUUUAAUAAAGUGUAUUUGAAAUUAA
Myotis myotis is the source of this 2324-nucleotide messenger RNA. It is a transcript of the gene TMEM242, whose product is annotated as transmembrane protein 242. The coding region runs from base 589 to 1053 and encodes 154 amino acids. The record is from RefSeq and is a predicted model, not a curated record. The transcript has 5 exons. Lineage: Eukaryota; Metazoa; Chordata; Mammalia; Chiroptera; Vespertilionidae.